This is a messenger RNA of Octopus sinensis (East Asian common octopus), 636 nucleotides long. RefSeq lists its product as uncharacterized. Lineage: Eukaryota; Metazoa; Mollusca; Cephalopoda; Octopoda; Octopodidae. Bases 1 to 636 code for a protein of 211 amino acids. The record is from RefSeq and is a predicted model, not a curated record. The transcript has a single exon.
AUGCAGUCUGAUGCUGCAUCAACUACUGCUGCACAAGCUGCAGAGAACAAAAAUGAAUGCACUACAUGCCUGGUCAGGAAUACUGCCAACAUGGCUGCAGCGCGAGCUUCCCACACCUUAGAACAGAGAUAUACUAUGCAGCAGACUUCUGUUCAACAAAGAGCUAAUAGACGAGGAUUUUCAAUGCCAUGCAGAUUACGAUGGUCAUUAAAGGCUUUUGACUACAACCCUAAGCUUCAUUUUGAUUGCCACCCAGAUUUGAACAUUGGAGAUAUGCCCAUCACUUGCUCUUUCUGCAAUGCUAAGAAGUGCUCAAGAGAAAGUCCUACUAUGUGUUGCGCUAAUGGAAAAGUUAACCCCACUCCGCUACAGGAUCCACCACAGCUGUUGAGGUCAAUCUAUGCUGGCACAACUACAGAGUCCAAACAUUUCCUCAAUAACAUCCGGAAGUAUAAUUGUGCAUUCCAAAUGACAUCUUUCAGCGCUAAUGUUGUUCAAGAAGGUGGGUUUGUGCCUACUUUCAAAGUGCAGGGACAGAUUUACCAUAGGAUAGGAUCGCUCAAACCUGCUGAAAAUCAAGAUCCUCAAUUUCUUCAACUGUACUUUGUAGGCAAUUUACAUGAACAAGCCAACUGA